AUGAGAAACACAGCUGAGGUUGCAAAAGACCCUAAGGACUGGGCCUUCUCGGAUGUGUCCAAUUUUCAGCUUUGCCCAACACCUGGUCGUCUAAUGGUUAAACGGAAACCUGGGGAGGCCUACAAGCCACCCACUGUGAAAUUUGGUGGAGGAUCGGUGAUUAUCUGCUUCAGCAAAGCUGGAAUUAGGCACAUUGGGCUUUGUGAAGGGCACAUGAAUCAAGCCACGUACAAGGAUUUCCUGGAAGAAAACUUGCUUCUUUCUGCUCUGACGAUGAUCCUCAACUCUGAGGAUUGGGGUGCAGAAGCAGGUCCCUCUGUGUGUGUGACAGCCACUGCAGGUUCAGCCGGAAGCUCUGGGGCAGGUGGGACUUCCAGAUCGGCCCCAAAGGUCCAGGGUCCUGCAGAGAAGGAGGAAGGGGGGAGUCAGAAACGAGUGCGCAGACAGUGGGAGUCUUGGAGCACUGAGGACAAAAACAGUUUCUUUGAAGGACUUUAUGAGCAUGGGAAGGAUUUUGAAGCUAUUCAGAACAAUAUUGCUCUUAAAUAUAAGAAGAAGGGUAAACCAGCAAGUAUGGUGAAGAACAAGGAGCAAGUGCGGCAUUUCUACUACAGGACUUGGCACAAGAUCUCUAAACACAUUGAUUUCAACAACGUGUAUUCACGUGUGCUGAAAAAGUCCUCCCAGGAGCUCUAUGGCCUCAUCUGUUAUGCUGAGCUCAGGAAGAAGGUUGGAGGCUUGAUGGAUGACAAAAAUGUGGCCAAACUAAAUGAGCUUAUACAACAGGGGGCCACAACAGUGCGUUCCAAAGGCAGAAAUCUGAGGAUCAAAGCUCCCAUGUGCCGCGCGCUGAAGAAACUCUGCGACCCAGAUGGUGUGAGUGAUGAGGAGGAUCAGAAGCCUGUGCGUUUACCCUUGAAGCUGGCUGUCGAACUUCAACCCCGGAGCAACCACUCCUGGGCUCGGGUUCAGAGUCUAGCCCAUAAUCCUCGGCUCAGGAUGAUUGUCGAGUUGCACCGGAAGGUCUCCACUCUCAUUGAAUUCUUGAAGCAAAAGUGGGCUGUCCAGGAUCAAUGCAUCCUUAAGAGCCUGGCAGAGCGAGAAGCUCUGGACGGCCUGGCCCAGUCUAGCGAGUCAGAGGACCUGUUCCUGUUUCCUGCAGAGAACAGCCCGGUUAGUACUUUGCCAGGUGUGUCUCGUGUUGUGCACUCAAAAGCUUCCUGCACGGUACACUGGCAGGAGAGUGGGCGUGGCCGGACAGGUAUUAGGGACUUGCCCGCAGCUCACAUUUUGGGAAUUCAGCCUGCAAGAGGAAAAUCAGGCAAGUAUGGUCCGGUGGGAGGAGACCUGAAAAAAAGCGACGGGCAUCCUGUUGACGGUCCUGAUAGCGGCACUUCAGCUCCAGGGUUGGAGACCAAUGUAAACCCAAACCUGAGCUCUACUUCUCCAGUCAGUCCAACCCUCGCUCCAUCGCUCCCCAUUGGACCGGAGGGGAAUGUGGUGGGGACUCUGGAGCAAGAAGCAGUGAGUCAGACUCAGACUGAUGCUAGCAGGCGCGACAAAGAGACUGUGACUCAGGGAGACCCCGCCCCAAUCGAGGGCCGGUCUGAGGAGCCUGGAACGGCAGGAGGGGUUGCAUCAGAAAAAGCAGCACCACCACAAUCAGAACCUCAAGGGCGCAAUGAGGAAGUGAGUGGGACUGGACGAUCUCCUCAACAAAUCCAAAACGAAGGUUGGAGCUCACAGGGCUCUGAGAAUGUGACACUGGCAGAAGUCUACCUCAUGCUGGGCAAGCCUGGGAAGCUACUGCUGGAGUAUGAAUGGCAGCCUAAACCCCAACCCUCAGCUCUGCCCACCACUCAAAGUGUGCUUCGGUGUCUCCUGAGACUUGUGUCAUCAGAUUGUCAGUUGUCCGAUAUAUUUUCAAAGCAACGGAAAAUAGGGAGGGGGCGUCCACUAAGGAAACCUCUUGUGGUUCAGAGAACGCUGCUGCCACGAACAACUGGAGACACUUCACCUCAUGUUUGCUCCUUCUCUAUUCUCUCCAAUUCAUCUGCUACAGGAACUGGUUCGUUUCGUCCAAUACAAACUCGUCUCGCCCCAUCGAACCGCCAACUUUCCUCAAAAGCUCCGUCCGCUACAGCCAGUUCUGCACCUGCUACUCAGCUGUCCAGUGCAAUUGACCUGGCUGCAAAAUCUGCAGGUAUUAUCCCUGGCAGCCCCUGUCAGGAAGUGGAGGCCCCCAGUAUAGAUAAGGCCAUUGUGGGGUCUGAGGAGGCCAUGGACUCGGCACCUGCUGCACCUGAGCUAGAGCCAGAUCUACUUGAUCAGGAGCCUUCUGAGGAAUCCCUGCAGAACGGUGUCUCUCCACCAUCUCCAGGGGGCGGGGACUCCCUCUUGGCUCCUCCCAGUGUUGCUUCCUUAUUGGAUAUCUCUCUACCGGGCCCCCCAGAGGAGUCUCUACCUUCUGGAGAGCCACAGACUCAAAUCAGCGACUCUAUUAUUGAGCUCGCCAUCAACUCGCACUAUGGUGAUGGAUCAUUGCUCUCGCCUCCUAAACUCAAUGGGAGUGAUAGAUCCAAGCUCCUUCCCUCUUCAUGUGACAGCUGGAUGCCGUCCCCCACACACGACCCUCAGUGGUACCCCAGUGACUCUACUGAUUCAAGUCUUGGCUGCCUGCUCUCAAGUCUGGCAUCCCCUGAUAAGACAAGAAGGACAGCCCUGCCUCCUUCAAGUAACACAGCCUUACUUGGACCCAGUUUACUGGACAGCAACUCCCACGAUUGUUUUCACUCCCGUGGCCUGCCGGAUGUAGCCGAGGUGGAUACCCAGCUGGCCUGUAUGAUGAGCGAGAGCAGUGUCGACUACAUCGCCCGCUUCAAUGAUCUCGCACAGGAGCUCUCUGUUACAGAACCGACCCUCCCACCUCCUCCAGAGGACUGAUGCAGGGGGCGGAGCCUGUCACUGUUCGCAUUGGACAGAAGAAUGUUAACUGGAGUGCAGUUCAGCUGUAGGAAGUGCAAUAGACUGGCAGGGUCCACAACAGCUUUUGGGCUCUAAUGUGUGUGUGGGAGAGCGUUUGUGUAUGUUUGUGUUGAUUUAUUCUGUGGCUGUCCUCUUAUGAGCCACACCCAGGACAUUUAAACAA
Molecule: messenger RNA, 3148 nt
Organism: Sinocyclocheilus grahami
Lineage: Eukaryota; Metazoa; Chordata; Actinopteri; Cypriniformes; Cyprinidae
Product: protein cramped-like
Exons: 17
Coding region: 1-2943 (980 amino acids)
Biological process (GO): pattern specification process
Cellular component (GO): nucleus
Molecular function (GO): chromatin binding; nucleic acid binding
Source: RefSeq, a predicted model, not a curated record